This is a messenger RNA of Lingula anatina, 6677 nucleotides long. RefSeq names its product FRAS1-related extracellular matrix protein 2. The record is from RefSeq and is a predicted model, not a curated record. Gene Ontology annotation, cellular component: membrane. Gene Ontology annotation, biological process: cell communication; anatomical structure morphogenesis. NCBI's taxonomy places the organism in Eukaryota, Metazoa, Brachiopoda, Lingulata, Lingulida, Lingulidae.
GCGGAAACGUCCUUGAUAAUCAGCCAUUUUACCUCAACUGGGCCUGGAUCUCCUUCGCCACAGAAUACUACAUCGUGAAUGAGACGGACAGGAGAGUCAACGUCACCCUCAACAGGAGGGGUUUUCUGGGCGAGACAUCAUUUAUCACUAUCACUGCAAAAAAUGGCACAGCCAAAGUGGGUGAAGAUGUUAGGAAGAAGUAUGCCCACCAAGUGCAGUUUAACCCAGGGCAAAUGAAGAAGAACUGGCACAUUCGCCUUAUCGAUGAUGACAAGUACGAGGAUUUUGAGACCUUCACACUGGAGCUAAGUGAGCCUGUGAUGGGGGCUUUGGAACACCCCAAAGUGGCCACUGUCCGAAUCCUGGACAAAGAAGAUGAGUCCACAGUGUUCUUCCCAGAGAGUCAGUACACAGUGGAGGAAGACAUUGGGAUCAUUAAGGUGCCUAUAAAGAGGACUGGAGACAUUUCUGACGAACUGAUGGUCAUAUGUUCCACAAUACAAGAUUCUGCCACGGGGACCGUUCCGUCCACUGUCACUUCCUAUUCCGACUACAUCACCAGACCCGAAGACCACAACAGCAUGGUGCGCUUUGACAAGAACGAGGACACCAAGUUCUGUAACAUUCAAAUUAUUGAUGACUCCUUGUUUGAGGAGGAAGAAAGGUUCCAGGUUGUUCUGACCAUGCCUAUGGGAGGGAAGGUGGGGCAACAUAACAUGACAGAAGUGGUCAUUGCCCCGGACAAAGAUGAUGAGCCUGCUAUCUACCUGGGAGCAUCAGAAUAUGAGGUUGAUGAGAGUGAUGGUUUUGUUGAAGUUAAAAUAUGGCGGACGGGAACAGAUCUCAGCAAGACCUCCAGUGUCACAAUCAGGUCCAAAAAAACCAAACCUGUCUCCGCUGAAGCUGGCUUAGACUACUCUGCAAUCAACAGAGUGGUAAACUUUGCCCCUGGGAUGACCAUGCAGACGGUCAAGGUGACCAUAUUGGAUGACCUUGGUCAGCCCAGACUGGAAGGUCCCGAGAGUUUCCAGUUGGUUCUACGGAUGCCCACAGGAGGAAUGAUGGGGGAGCCCAGCAAGGCAUUGGUCGUUAUCAACGACUCAGUCACUGACUUACCAAAAUUCCACUUUGAAGAGGACAUGUACAUGGGUUUUGAAAAUGACGGUGUUGUGAGGACCAUGAUCAGACGCACAGGCGAUACCAGCCACCUAGCAACCGUGCGCUGCUACACAAGACAAGACACAGCCAGGGUUAUGAUGGACUACAGUGAGAGGCCAGACACUGAUGCUUCUAUUGUUACCUUUUUGCCAGGAGAAGUGAAAAAGCCUUGUAUUGUGGAAUUAAUGGGAGAUUCUGAGUUUGAGGAAGAAGAGGAACAAUUUCGCCUGGUUCUUGGUAGCCCCAGCAGCCCGUCUGCUGGAGGAGCUUUGAUAGGAAGUCCAAACUUUACCACCAUUGUCGUCAAGGAUGCUGGAGACAAACCCAUCAUUAAGUUUGAGAGGACAAAGUAUUCUGUUAACGAGCCUAUGUUUAGUGGAGAGAUUGCCACUGUAGAGAUCCCCGUUGUGCGUUUAGGAGAUCUUUCACAAACUUCCAUAGUGCGUGUUCACACCAAAGAUGGAUCGGCUAAAUCUGGGCCUGGAAAUGACUACCAUGGCUUCUCUAAAGAACUGGAGUUUGGACUGAAUGUGUCCCGCCAUGUUAUUAAGGUAGAGGUGCUGUACGAUGGAGAGAGGGAAAUGAGAGAGGCCUUCACUGUCCACAUCAAACCUGAUAGAAAUAUGGUGGCAGAUGUACAGAUGAACAAAGCAAUUGUGUACAUCGAAGAAAUGAACAAGAUGGCGGAUGUCACGUUUCCAUCUCCGCCAAUGGUGGUGUCCCUGCGUAACUAUGAUGAUGCCAAGAAUGCUCCACCUAAUCCAGUCCAAGGUUACCCUGUUAUAUGUAUCACACCUUGUAACCCAAAGCACCCAGAAUACUACAAGACAGGUUCCCUGUGUACCAGUGAGGGUAUCAACGAUACGCAGACUAUAUUUCGCUGGCGUGUGUCAGCGCCCAGUUACCUAGAUGGCGUCACUAGUGAGCUGAAUGAUGUUUCGUCGAACACCUUCUUCACAAAUACACAUAAGAUUACCCUUGACAGUAUUUAUUUCAGUGGAGGAAGCAGAGUGCAGUGUGCGGCCAGAGCGGUGAACGAAGACGGUGACCCUGGCCUGGAGUUGCUCAGUCCAGUGGUGACAGUGAGCAGUGACGAGGGGAUCUGUAUGCCCCGCGUGAUGGGGUCAGUGGGGGCGGAACCCUUCACUGCCAAACUCAGAUACACAGGACCUGGUGAUCCCACUCACCCCAACAUGGUGAGGCUAUCAGUGACCAUUCCCCACAGAGACGGCAUGCUGCCAGUCAUUUCCACCAAUAUAUUGUCCAAUUUUGAACUGGCCCUCAGCCCCGACGCCUUCCGUAUUGGCCAGCACAAAUGUUCGAAUUUGCUGGAUUAUGAUGAAGUCAGGACUAAGUAUGGCUACAUCACCAACGAGACGAAGAACCCCAACAUCGUAGGUUCCAUGGAACCCUAUCAGUACAAUGCUGAUAUCCGCUCGGAACCUUCUCUCAGAUUUUACAAGAAUCUAGACCUUGAGGCGUGUCUCUGGGAGUUUGUGACCUAUUAUACCAUGUCUGAGCUGGUGACGGACUGUGGAGGAAACAUUGGUACAGAUGGACAGGUUUUGAAUCUCAAGCAGUCCUAUGUGUCAGUGCGUGUCCCGCUGUACGUAUCAUAUGUGUUUCAUUCACCUGUGGCAACUGGUGGUUGGCAGAACUACGACCUGUCCUCACAGCUCAGACUUACAUUUGUAUACGACACUGCCAUCUUGUGGCAGAAUGGUAUUGGUGCCGAAGAUGGUUCAUCAGAACUUCAAGGUUUUCUGUAUCCAACCAGUAUGCGUAUAAGAAAAGAUGGCCGUCUUGCUGUAAAUUUUAGAACAGAAGCCAGAUUCAGAGGGCAAUAUGUGUUGAGUCAUCCAGGCACCAGUCUGACUUCCAUGGUGAUGUCAGCAGUCAAUCCUGAUCUCACUUUUACCUUGGAACUUCUGAGAAGUGAACCAACCUUUGAACAACCUGAACAAACAUGGGAGUUUGUGUCAGAUUAUGCUGUUCGUGACUACUCAGGGAAGUACACCAUAAAGCUGAUUCCUUGCACCACCCCCCUGGACCAAGAGUACGCCCUCCCAGUCGUUUGUAACCCUCGUCAGCCUAUGAACUUUGACCUGGAUAUAAGAUUCCAGCAGAUUAGUGAUCCCGUGCCUGCCGAGUUCAGUCUCAAUACCAACUUUCAUCUGCUGCGGAAGAAGGCCCUUUGGCUGUCUGAUGGUUCCAUGGGGUUUGGAGAGGAUUCCGAUGCUGCUUUUGGACAAGGUGACAAGAUAUAUGGAAGAAUAAUGGUGGACUCAGUUCAGAACCUUGGUGAUUCUUUUAACUUGAACAUUGAGAAAGUAUUCAUAUGUACUGGCAAGGACGGGUAUAUUCCUAAAUAUGACCCUGCCAAUGAGGAAUAUGGUUGUGUGGCAGACUCACCAAACUUACAGCAGACAUUUAGAAUACUGGACAAAGGUGCUCCAAACACUAUCUCCCCUACAUUCAGAGACAUCCCCUUCAAUGCAAGGCUGGCAGUAGAUGACCCCUCAGCAGUGAACCUUGUACUGCAACCAGGAUCUGAUGGGUUUAGCCUGGAUGCCAAACCUCUAUUCAAGGUGGACUCAGGAAGACAGUGGUUUGUCCACGCCAUUUACACUGUGCGUUCCAUGGAAAACUCACGAAACGGCAUUGGAAAACGAAGCAUCACGUACCACAGCAUUUCAGGCAUUCAUUCGUCUUUAGAAACAAUGGUGGAAGAGGUGUUACACACACGAAGAAAACGUGCAAUAGAAGACACUAAAAAUAUUGGCCAAAGUAAUAACAGGGGAACAAAUAUGGUGAAAAUAUCACUGAACUUUACAGCUAAAGCGGAGGACAAUAAUUUGCAAGGAAACACUGAAGUUGGAACAUCUGUUUUAAAUACUGAACCAGCCAGCACACCCAUAAUACCAAUUAUUAUUGCAGUUGUUCUGUUCCUUGUUUUAUGCAUAAUUAUUAUCGUAAUUGUCAUCGUUGUUGGAAGAAAGAAAAAAGAAAAAAAGAAAUCUCUCAGUAAUGGAGUCACUGUCCCCAUUGGGAAUGGCAAGAGUAGAGUGUAUGAUCCUAAAUAUCAGAAUAAUAAUGACAGCUCAGAAGUAUAGGCAGACAUUUGCUUUUUUUAUGUGCAAACACUGCUGUUAUUGUAGAUGUUGUUGUCACCAGAACCUGUCUUCAUUGCCAAAGUACCCAACAUUUUUAUAACAACUGUAUCUGAAAAAUGGGGACACUGUUUUGCAUUUAAUUGUUUAGAGUGUCAUAUUUCUUGUUGCAUCAGUGGAAAUCAGAAUCGGUGUUUUGCAUGAAUCUUGGUGUCAUUUGUAUAGGUCAAAGAAUCAAAUGGUGUGUUCAAAAAUUAGCCCACAGGAAAGCCUCUAAUAAUCAGCAGAGAUUUGGCUUUAUUACAGCUCUGUGUAUUAGAGUUUGAAAAGUUGCUGGUUUAUUUCACAUUUUUAAAUGUUUUUUUUUUAAGAGAGGGUAGUCUACUUUUAUUUAGGGUGCUCUGUUCCAGUUCUGUUAUAUGUAACAAGGAGAUUUUUACUGUUCUACUAGACAAGAUGACAGGCCAGAUUCUUUCAGAAGCUUUGUCACUUGUUUUUCAGUAUACAUUUAACUAUAAUGCAUUUUUUACAAUGAUGACUUGGAAAGUCUCAUCUCCUUCAAAUUUGUCAUACAUACAAUUUCACAUUGGAUUCAGUAUUUAAUUAUUUUACAUCUGUUACAGUUUUCUUAUCUAUUGUUACUUUUUUUGUCAAAAGUUCCCAAGUUAUUAAUGCAAGAUAACAUCCAAGAUUCACAGGUGUCUGUAUAUAAAGAAACAUCACCACACUGUUUUUAAAUUCACACUUGCAGUACUACAUGGAAUUCCUUAUGCAGAACAGUAUGGAUCUUGCUAGUCUUUUUUACUGUCAUACUUAAAAAAGAAAUGUUACUUUACUAGUCUAGUGUUUUAUUUGUGUUCACUGCUAAGCACUGCCUUGCAAAAUGUUAUUAAAGAACAGUUUUAAGGUGAUCAUGGUUGUAAAUCAAGACCAUGUGCUCACGAAGGUCUCUGCAAGAAGACAUCAAAGAUGGCGUUCAAGUUUUUUUUUUUUUAUGUUUUGAGAUUUGAUCUCAUUUUAAUCAAUAUUUUAAGCAAUCAGACUUUAUCUUCUUGUUCUCGAUUAGAACAGGCAUUAUGACAAAAGUUAGGUUAUUGGUAUUAUAAUUGUAGAACUUUGAUCAUUGUAUAACAGUGUGAAUUAGACAAAAUGAUUGUUAUAGAUAUUAUAUAUUAGUGGAUUCCUACACUGCCCAUUUCGUUAAAUGUCUCAAGUUCUUAUAAUGUAUUAUAUGAUUUUAUGACCAAAGCUCUUUAAGCAUUUUUAUGUUGCAGCUACAGUAGGUUUAAAUAAAUCAUUGGCGUAACAUUGCUUUGGUUCCUACACACAUCACCAAUUGACUUUAAAAAAUCAUUAAAUAAUUACGAUGAUAUCUGAAUGGUGGGUGUGUGUUGCCAAGAUUGCAGAGACGCCAUAUUGGUUUAUUUUGAAGUUGUUGAUUCAUUAUGGUGGCUCAUAUAAAGCCCACAGUGAUUAAAACAUACACGGUGCCUGAACAAAAAUUGCUUGGCUUGUAUCACGACUUGUAUCAAGAUGUGUUUGGGAAACAAGUUUCUGUGCCUUAUUCGAUUAUGAAUACUUGUGUAUUCAGUUAUUAAAAUGUCUGCAUUUUAAUGUGAAGAUGGGGUGCCGUAGUUGCAUGUUAUCUAUCUGCAAGAAAACCAGUCAGCAUCAUUAUAGAAUUUGUCUAAGCACACAAUUUUGUCAUAAAAUAUUAUCUUAAUUAUAUUUUCAAUCGCCUUUGAGUAUGCAUCCAGCUUCACUUGUAAAGAAAUUUGAACUGACUGGGUAAAAAUAUUCUAUCAGAUUGUCUUUGUUUGGUGUUGAAUUUUUAACUAGUAGACAUCCAGAAGCCUUGCAGACAUACCUUACUGAAAUUAAUAUCUUAUAGCUGAUGUCAUAUACAAGAAUACUGUGUGUAGCCAGUCAUAAUCUGUUCACCUGGUGAUGUCAUCUGGUAUAGUGUAAGUUAAAGCUGCUCAGAAUGCGCCUUUAGUUUAGAAGGGACUCCCCUCCAAAUGUCGUGUUUCAGGACAUCGUUGGGGGGGGGAUAUACCCUUUAAGUUGUAGUAACAGGAGUCUUUGAAGGCUUUUUCGCUUACAAAUAGUUAUUCUUAUUAAACAUGCACAUAUAUUGUAUAAUGUUUUCCAGUGUAUUUGUUGAUGUGUAAUAGCAUAUUCCCUCCAAUUAUGUAGAAUGUUUGUAAUUUUUAUAUCUAAUGGAAUAUAAAACAUAGGCCAUAUAAUGAGUGAUAUUAAUUUGCUCUUUAAGUGCAGUUUAGUUUAAUUAAAUCUGAUUAGUUUUAUUGAUAAUGUACAAAACCAUCCCUAUUGUGAAGUAAUAUUAUUAAGCAGUAUUAAAUACUGCUCAGAGAAUAAAAUGACAGAGAAACAUUGUAAUUAUGACCA